Messenger RNA from Amoebophrya sp. A120, 2970 nucleotides. NCBI's taxonomy places the organism in Eukaryota, Dinophyceae, Syndiniales, Amoebophryaceae. The record is from the annotation of a GenBank genome assembly.
GUUUACUUAUUUUCUAGCGGCAGCUUCGUCAUCGCACGGUAAGUGUGAUCCUCGAUCAUCCGGCACUUGGGUUAGAUAUAGUAAGGAUCAAAUAGAGGUUGAGGAUCAGACAUCAGAGCCUCACGUGCUGCCCCAAAAUUAUGUGGUUGCGACUGUUCGGUCGUUCUUUCUUGGCCGUGCUCCUUGUUUCGGAUGAGCGACACCUGGUCAGAAGUGUACUGGCGCAGAACCACUUAGACCAGCAGGAAGAGCCAGGUCGUGUCCUUCCGGUGGAGGAAGUAGCCGGCGUUGCGGAGGUACAACUACAUGAUGACGACCCCAGUCACGGCUCCGCUGCCGUGGUAUCGGACGAAGGGCUCGUAGACGUCGUUCCUGGUGUCGCCUCCCCGGACGAGCAUGGUGAACCGCCACUUCCCGAUGAACACCAGGCCGAAGCAGGCGAGCACGAAGAUGAGACCAGGACGUCGAUACAGCUCAGUCGGAUGCCCUUCGACCCUUCCGUGCCCGAUUUUGCGGCGGGGAGCGAGAGCAGUUACAAGGGAGACGAGGAGUACAUGCGCGUGUGCAUGUGGACGUUUCGGCAGUUGGCCGAAGUGUGCGCGCCCGACUCGCCCGAGGGCGACUGCGAGAUCGGCUCCAUCAUGGCGCACUCGCUGCAGGACCAGCUGCGGAAAUUCUACCGGCACGGUCCCUACGACAGCGCCCUCAGUGAGGACGAAGCGAACGCGCUGUCGGAUUUUGCAGCAGGAGCCAGUGCCACGGCCGCCGGCGCUGUCCUCGCCGGAGAUAAUCAAGGUGAUGAACAAGAAGAAGAUGCAACAGAGUCUGGUGCUCCCAAAGUUGUAGGCAGCAGUUCUUUAUCAGGUGAAACCCCAUCAUCUACUGUUGACGAGAGCGUUGAAAAUAAUGAGUUAGCGACCAAGAGAAAUAGAAUAUCCGCGAUCGUGAGCAAGCUCCAGUCGCAUCACAGCCGGGAGUGGAACUCCGGUAAGCAAAGCGCCCGACUCACCCUUCCCACCACGCCUCCGCUAGAAAGCUGCGGUUGGAUAGUGCUGGGAACGGACCGCAAGCAACGGGAAUCCGAGGAAGACAGCUGCCCGGGAUUGACGAUCAGCUGCCUGCUGCUGAUGGCCGAGGCAUUCCUGCUGAAUUCCCCGGACCAUUUCAGUGUACUGUUUGCGAGCGAGGCGGAGGACAUCCUUGCGCGGUUACGGAACCCCCCGGCACCAACUCAGCAGCAGCUGCCAGGAGGCACACUGGCGGAUCCACCUACCGUAGUAGAAGGGGGAGAGCAUGAGCACCAACACCAACAGCAAGAAGUAGAUUCGUCGAAGGAGGAGACCACACCAGCCACAAAUUCUCCUGCGCCCGGCGUGCUGCAAGAGAUUUCGGUGCCGGCAGUGUCCAAUCGCGAAGAGUACAUGGCCACGAACAUCAUGUGGCCUGUCACGCAGGCGUUCACAUCAUACGGCCUCGAGUACGCUCACAUAACGAACCUGCAAGAGCAGCGACUUCUGAAAGAACAGGAGGACCCGGACAGCGUUCUUUCGCUGGACGUCGUGAUCGCACGGUGCGACAGUCCCAUGAUGUGGCUCUGGGAGUUUGCCUUUCCGAAGAAAACGCGGUUUUUCAUCUACGAGAAGUGUCGACACCGCAUGCGGGCAAAGGGCGAGGACCCCGACCAGAUUCUGCAAGACCAAAUUGAGGGGCUCGAGGACCACAUUCAGAUUUUCAUCCGCGAGCUCCCGGAGCGCGACCCGCGGUUCAUGUCGGGGGAGUGCACCGCGUACUUGGCUUACAUUCUCGAAUUCGGCUUCCUAGCGCCGGCACAGCAGCAGCAGGGGGAGAAAGCCACACGAUCAACAAGCGGAAUCGCGGACUUUGUCGCUUUCAUCCACGACGACGGCCCCCGGCACUUCAAGUCCGCGUUUUUCAACGUGGUGCUACAGUCCGUGGAAAAGCGCACGUACGACGUUCCCUUUCUGCACCUGACGCACGAGCGGUACGCCGCACUGGUGACACCCUGCUUUGAGCGCGUGUUCCAAAUGAUUUUUGGCCACCCGCUGCUGGCCCCGGUGACUUCCUACUGCUGCAGCAACUUCGUCGUGUCGCGGGCGCGGAUCCUGGCCCGCGACCGGGACUUCUACGCCCACCUCGCGGACCUCAUCUUUCACGGCCGCUACACGCGGCUGGCGGCGGAAAUCGCCAGAAACGAUAGUACUACUGCGCUGGCGGAGCGGGAUCAACAAGUAGACCCCGAAGAUGUGGCGCUAAUGGAGGAGUUCGCGGUGUGCAACGUGGGCCACAAGCCGUGCUACGUGAUGGAAUUUUUGUGGCACGUGGUGUUCGGGGAACCCCUCGAAUUGCCGUACCGCGAGGAGGACGCGCGACUGCCGCUCGCCCUGCGCUACGGCGGCGGCCGCGAUACGCUGCUGCCUUCCGCCUUAAAACUGUCCCCCUACACGAUGGCGAGUAUGCACUGCAAAAGUAUCGAAAUUUGUAUAUCUAGACGGUGCAUUUGUCAUGCAGUAUGAUCACACUUAGUGAAGUGAUCUUAGUGUUAGUUAUACGAUUGCGAUACUGUUGCAGUGGAUAGCAAUCACGCCGAAGCGAUUCACCAACAAGCUGAGGCGGGUUCGCGCACGGUGAAAAAGUGACACAUGAUCUGACAAGAAAAGGCGAUGACUCCUUUCAUCUCAGGCUUAGAGAAGCCACGACACAUAAUGAUACGAGAUAAGUCUAACACUACUACCAAUUCAACCUCAGUGAAACAAGUAGAAGCCACUGAACAUGCGACACAUCAAAAAUCUCUAUGUUGUUGCUCACUCUACCUAUACGGGCAGUAAUCGAUCAGGCAGUUGAAAAAAUGUUGCGCACCGCGUCCUAGCGCUGCUUGUACCUCAAGGAAGUAGGCUCAUCAAAUCUUUCUUUUCGGAGACAGAAGCCGUCGCGAUUCAGCGCUUGCUGCAU